AUGAGUCCUGUAGUGAAGCAGGCACUCUGCAAUGCCGAGCGGCUCCAAUUGCGGCUCCUGCAAACAGAUCAAUACCUUGAGGCCAAGAAGCAUAUGGUGCAUUAUUGGGCAUGCAGCUCCCGCGAGCAAUACACCCUGCUGGAGCGUGAAGGGAAAGGAGUAUUCGAUCUCCCGACUUAUGAUCCAGAGGCCUUUCAAGUCUUGGUGCCCUCGUCCUUCGGAGAUCACAAUAUUCCCCUACGUGUGAUUCAACCAAGAGGGAAGCAAGCUGGUGGGGUAUUCCUUUUCAUCCAUGGAGGAGGCUUUGUCAUCGGCUCGGCCGCUUUACACGAUAACCUCCUUCGCGACCUGGCCGAGCGGACAAAUCUGGUCAUGGUAUCUGUGGAAUAUCGCCUCGCCCCGGAAUUCAAACUGCCCGCAGCUGCGGAUGACUGUCUCGACGCAGCUGUGUAUCUCAUGUCCGACGAAGCGAGGAUGAAGAUCGGCCACACCCUACAGUUCAUAGGUGGUGAGUCGGCUGGGGCCUACCUGACCGUCCAGACGACUUUGCGUCUUCGCGACGAGAAGAGCAUUGACGUUGGCACGGCCCUUGCCGGCAUUGUGCCGACCUAUGGUAUCUUUGACCUGUCUCUUCUACCCGGCGUUCGCCUAGGAAGAGAGAAAGUCGGCGACGCUCCUAAUAAACAGAAUGAGAAUUUCAUGUGGUUGUCCUUACCAGUGGACGCUUUUGGCUCGUUGGACGAGAUCAAGAAAUCCGCGUGGUCUCCUCUUUACAAUGUCAACCUCCGAGGCCUGCCGCCAGCCACGUUCGGCGUGGGUGCUGAAGACCCCCUGAUCGAUGACAGUAUCUUGAUGGCCGCGAAGUGGGAACUCGCCGGCAACGAAGCGGAACUGAUUGUAUACCCUGGGUCACCGCAUGGUUAUUUGGUUGUGGACCUAGAUGUGACCGCGGAGGCAAUUGAGGAUAUUGUCAAGUUUGUGAAGGCGCGGUUAACUUGA
Messenger RNA from Cladophialophora psammophila CBS 110553, 999 nucleotides. RefSeq lists its product as uncharacterized. NCBI's taxonomy places the organism in Eukaryota, Fungi, Ascomycota, Eurotiomycetes, Chaetothyriales, Herpotrichiellaceae. Gene Ontology annotation, molecular function: hydrolase activity. The transcript is spliced from 2 exons. The coding region runs from base 1 to 999 and encodes 332 amino acids. The record is from RefSeq and is a predicted model, not a curated record.